CGCCUAAGUGAUUAUUUUUGGUUUCCCCGUUUGAUUAAGUGUCCUAAUGUUGAUGAAGCUAACGGGCUCCGUAUGCACGUUGAAGAAGUGAAGCCUCCCCUCUGCAUAUCAACGACUGCGUCCCUAGUUCGCCACCCCGAUCAUGCCCGAGCCUUGUCCCGCGCGUUGCGUCAACCGCCGCCGCCGCCGCCGCCGCAAUCACCGUCCCCGCGCGGCAUUGGCGCGUCCCGACGGCCUCGUCGCUCGCUCAAUGGCCGAGUUGUGCGCCCGCGACCUGCGACCUCCACGUUAGAAAAAUCCUCGCCGCAGCUGGGAGGAGAGAGCGGAGGGGCUGGGAACUCCGCCUCGGGGAGCGCGAGCCGGGGCCUCUCGACCGGAGAUAGAGGCCGCACACAUCUCGGCGGCCUAUUGGCGCACGCGUGUGCGCGUGGACACGUGCGCAUGCAAGUGAAUUCGCUCGGCCGUUGA
Gryllus bimaculatus (two-spotted cricket) is the source of this 468-nucleotide messenger RNA. The record is from the annotation of a GenBank genome assembly. Lineage: Eukaryota; Metazoa; Arthropoda; Insecta; Orthoptera; Gryllidae.